AUGGCUAGCCCGUACAAAGCCUUCUGGGACCGCUCGAUGAACGUCCUGCGCGAGCAGACAGUCCGCAUCAUCCGCGCGGACCCCAUGGGCAACAGGGAUGCGGUAUUGCCGAUGUACACGCUUCGCUCGCUCGAGGAUCUCAAGAACAUGGCGACCGGCAGCGACGCAGAUCUCGGCGGGAAGAGUACGGUUCACCUCGACCUUGGACCGGAAGGCAAGGGACGGUUUUGGGGCAAGUUGUCGAGCGAGUUGAACCCGGGACGGCAUAAGGAGGGUGUGGUCGAGCGAGGAGGGUACGCAGGGUUCCGGAUCAAGCAACGGACUUCGCUGUUUGGGACGCUCAGCUGGGACACGUCGCAGCAUGAUUUCUUGCGGCUAAGGGUGAAGAGCUCGGGAGACGAUAUGCGGUACUUUGUCAACAUCCAGACGGACGGACCAGUCCGUUCCGACCUGUUCCAACACCGACUCUGGCUCCCCCAACCCAAAUCCGACGACGCCCCUCACGAAUGGACCGACGUGAUCAUCCCGCUGAACGACUUCACCCUUACCAACUCGGGCAUGCUGAGCGAGAAGCAGAUGACGAUGAUGCGGAAUGCGAUCAGGACGGUCGGGAUUAGCGUGCUGGGACCGAAGGAGGGGAGAUACGAGCUGGGCAUCGAGUCGGUCGACGCAGUAACGGCGGACAUCGCUCGCGAGCAUGUCGACCGCAACCUCCCGCCGCAGAAGGACGCCGACGGUCGACCUUUGUGA
Messenger RNA from Rhodotorula toruloides NP11, 750 nucleotides. RefSeq names its product complex I intermediate-associated protein CIA30. The transcript has 6 exons. The record is from RefSeq and is a predicted model, not a curated record. Gene Ontology annotation, biological process: mitochondrial respiratory chain complex I assembly; mitochondrial electron transport, NADH to ubiquinone. Bases 1 to 750 code for a protein of 249 amino acids. Gene Ontology annotation, cellular component: mitochondrion. Lineage: Eukaryota; Fungi; Basidiomycota; Microbotryomycetes; Sporidiobolales; Sporidiobolaceae.